Messenger RNA from Trifolium pratense (red clover), 560 nucleotides. Its product is annotated as MDIS1-interacting receptor like kinase 2-like. Lineage: Eukaryota; Viridiplantae; Streptophyta; Magnoliopsida; Fabales; Fabaceae. The transcript has 2 exons. The record is from RefSeq and is a predicted model, not a curated record. The coding region runs from base 1 to 483 and encodes 160 amino acids. Gene Ontology annotation, molecular function: ATP binding; protein kinase activity. Gene Ontology annotation, biological process: protein phosphorylation.
AUGCACCAUGAUUUCUCCCCUCUGAUUGUUCAUCGAGAUAUAUCAAGCAAGAAUAUUCUUCUGGAUUUAGAAUAUGUGGCUCGUGUCUCCGACUUUGGAACAGCUAAGCUUCUUAAUCCUAAUUCAUCAAAUUGGACCUCUUUUGCAGGCACCUUUGGAUAUGUUGCUCCAGAACUUGCAUACACAAUGGAAGUGAAUGAGAAAAAUGAUGUGUAUAGUUUUGGAGUAUUAGCAUUGGAAAUACUUUUUGGAAAACACCCUGGAGAUAUUGUAUCUAAUUCUUUACAAUGGAUUAUCAUGGGAUCAACACUUGAUACUAUGCCAUUGAUGAAUAAGUUGGAUCAACGUCUCUCUCGUCCGGUGAAUCGUCGACAAGCUAAGGAGUUAGUAUCUAUUGCAAAGACAACAAUUUCUUGUUUGGUUGAUAUUCAACAAUCUCGCCCUACAAUGGAACAGGUUUCUAGGGAACUUUUAAGUGUGUAGUCUUCUUCAAUGGAUAUAUAUGCUUAAUUGUUAUUUUUGAAUUUUAGAUGUGCUAUCAUUUUCAAUAAUAUUUUUGG